GUACAGUGAUGAACGAAAACAGGAUAAGGGUAGUAGUGCACGUUUGUCCGUCGAUGAUUUACCUCAACUUAUAAAUUUACUUGUAAAUAUAAACUUUAACUGAACUCAUAGAAUUGUACUCGAAACAUACAUAUCAUAUUAAAAUAUUUUCAAUUUUAAACUCAUUACAAAUGUUGACGUAUAUCGACGUCCAUCUUAUUUACACUCUCUCAGUCAUAGUAGUGUUGACAUUAAUAACAUGGCCGUUCAUAAGUCGAUUCGAACUAUUCAAGAUUAUAUUUAUAAGUACAAUGGCAUUUGUUUACACAACACCAUGGGAUAACUACAUUAUUUUUAAUAACGCUUGGAUAUACUCCAAUGAAAAAAUUUUAGCUGUAAUUGGUUAUGUUCCACUCGAAGAAUAUAUGUUCUUUGUUAUACAAACUAUUAUGACUGCAUUAUGGACUGUCGUUUGCACUAGAUGGUCACCCGCCUGCUUUAAUUUUAACUUUAAUCAGAAUAGUUAUAGACUAAUACGUUGGAUACCAAUAAUGAUUUUGAUGCUAGUCACAAUCAUAGGUUAUAUUAUUAGUAUUCCAGGGACACAAACGUUUUACUUGGGAUGCAUAUUAUGGUGGUCUUGUCCAGUCAUUAUGUUUUUGUGGUAUGGAGUGGGUAAUUACUUAGUGAAAAAACUGACGACUUCAUUAAUUGCGAUCCUAGUACCUACAUUGUAUUUAUGUUGGGUUGAUCAAAUUGCACUUAAAGAAAACGUUUGGCAUAUCAAUGAGAAAACUUCUUUGAAGAUAUUUUUAGCCGAAGAUCUACCAUUUGAAGAGUGCUUAUUUUUCCUUAUUACCAAUAUUAUAAUUGUUUUAGGUUGCUUUGCGUUUGAUAAAGCUUAUGGUGUUACUGAUACUUAUACCAUCGAGUUCCCAUGUCGUUUUGGUGUGAAUAGUGACUACAUUUUACAGCAGUAUAAAAAUUUUGCUGUAUCGGAAUAUACUAUGUCAUCACAGGUGGUUAGCGAUAUUAAGCAAUGUUUUGAAGUUUUAAAAAAAGCAUCUAAAUCGUUUAACUUGGCCAGCUUUGUGUUUCCUACAGGAAUUCGAUUGGACUUGAUGAUUUUGUAUGCGUUUUGCCGUGUUACUGACGAUAUGAUUGACAAUGAACAAGAAAAUAAAAAGAAAUUAAAAUUAAAGUUAAUAACAAAAUUUGUUGAUGAAUUGUUUGCGGGUCGAAAGUCAGAUUAUGAAGUCGAAACAAAGCCAUAUAUUGUACCAAUCUGCUGGUCCCAAUAUGAAUCCGAAUUGUCAGACGAAGAAAUGGCUUGUUUUCGAGCCAUAUCUAGGAUAUCAUUUUAUAUGCCACGAAAACCGUUUUAUGAAUUAAUCGAGGGAUACAAAUGGGACAUGGAGGGUAAAAAAGUAAAAAACGAAGACGAUCUUUUAUUGUAUUCAAGUUACGUAGCAGGUAGCGUAGGUACCUUAUGCGUAUAUAUCAUUUUGUAUAAAACUGGAGAUCAAAAGUUGGAUCAAAAGCAACACGAAUAUGUGAUUGAAAAAGCUAAACAGAUGGGACGGGUUUUACAAAUUGUCAACAUAUCUCGAGAUAUAGUAACUGACAGUGAAACUUUAGGACGUUGCUAUGUUCCUUCUGAGUACAUGGACGAUGAAGACGAAGAAAUAAAAAUUCUUUGUGAGAAAAAAACUCCAUGGGAAUUGGGGAAUAAAAAAUUGAAAAAAUAUGCAGCAAGGAUGAUUCAGCUAGCUAACCGACACCGAGCUGAGUCACUAAGAGGUAUAAAGAGUUUACCGUAUGAGGCUCGUGGUCCUAUUUUAGUGGCCACCAACAUUUACCAGAGUGUAGCUACAGCUGUUGAAGAUAGUCCAACCUACCCUAAAAGAGCUUCCCUUAAUGUAUGGAACAAAAUUCUAGUCACAAUUACAUCACUUUAUUUUAAGACUUUAAAAUAUUGCACCCUAUCUAAGUGUAGAUUUAAUUAUUAAUUAAAAUGACUCAUUGUACAAUGAUAUCCUAGACUAUUAAAAAUACUUUAUUUAUUUAAUUUUAUAUAAAUUUAAAAUUAAAAUGAACUGAAAAUUAUAUCCCUCAUAACUUAGAUUCAUUUAAAAAUUGUUGAAGAUGUCAGCCAAAUAGACAAUCAAUUUUUGUAAAAUUAUUAUUUAAAAUAGAUUCAGAAAUAUUUUUAUAUCAUAUUUACAAUACUUUAUAUUUGAUACGUUUAACUAAUGAAAAUUAAAAUGAUGUACUUUAUUAUUAAGUUGAGCAAAAUAUUAGAAGGUAAUGUUUUUAUUAAUUUAAUAUGUUUAUUUGAUGGGACCAAGAUAAUACCCUUAAUUUCUUAUCAUUAUACUAAUGUGCUUUGUAUUUGUAUUUGUAUUAUAAAUUACAUAAACUAUUGUUUGUAUACGAAAUAAUUUUGUCAUGUACUGCAAAAUGUACACUUUAAUAAGAAAAUCACAAUUACACAUUUUUUAUUACUAAAACCUAAAAAACAAAAAAGAAAAAUUUCACAUUCUAUAUCUGAAUUAUGAAGAGGAAAAUAUCUUUGGACCUUAAUUUUUAUUGGCCAGAAAAUAAGCAAAAAAAUGAAUCAAUAGGAAGGUAUAAUUAAAAUUUUAAUCCGUUGACAUAAACAAAUUUUUAAAAAUCUAAUAAAAUACUUUAGAAGAGAACCUUUUU
Messenger RNA from Daktulosphaira vitifoliae (grape phylloxera), 2685 nucleotides. RefSeq lists its product as uncharacterized. Gene Ontology annotation, molecular function: geranylgeranyl diphosphate synthase activity; intramolecular lyase activity. The transcript has 4 exons. The coding region runs from base 171 to 1988 and encodes 605 amino acids. Gene Ontology annotation, biological process: biosynthetic process. Lineage: Eukaryota; Metazoa; Arthropoda; Insecta; Hemiptera; Phylloxeridae. The record is from RefSeq and is a predicted model, not a curated record.